AUGUUACCUACGACCUCCUCCUCAUCAUCAAUCUCACAAUCAUCAUCAAACCAAUUUGUGUUCGUCUCAUUACUCAUAUUCCUUUGGUACUCAUCAAACAUCGGCGUUCUUCUCCUCAACAAGUUCUUGCUCUCCAGUUAUGGCUUCAGAUUCCCAAUUUUCCUCACAAUGUGUCAUAUGUCAGCUUCCGGCAUCCUCAGCUACAUAUCCAUUGUGUUCCUCAGAGUUGUGCCGUUUCAGAAGAUCAAAUCUAGAUCGCAGUUUUUAAGGAUUGCGACCCUGAGUGUUGUUUUUUGUGGGUCGGUUGUCGGAGGGAAUAUUUCUCUCAGAUUUCUUCCGGUUUCCUUCAAUCAAGCCAUCGGUGCAACGACGCCGUUUUUCACCGCCCUGUUUGCCUAUAUGAUGACCUUCAAAAGAGAAGCAUGGAUUACUUAUGGUGCUCUUGUUCCUGUUGUUACUGGCGUUGUAAUUGCAAGCGGGGGUGAACCAAGUUUUCAGCUGUAUGGAUUUCUCAUGUGCAUAAGUGCAACUGCUGCUAGGGCCUUCAAGUCUGUUCUUCAGGGUAUCCUACUUUCUUCAGAGGGGGAGAAGUUAAAUUCAAUGAACCUUUUGCUUUAUAUGUCCCCAAUGGCUGUUAUGUUUUUAUUGCCAACAGCACUUAUAAUGGAACCAGAUGUGUUAGAUGCCACCAUUGCUCUCGGGUUAAGGCAUAGAUUCAUGUGGCUACUGCUUUCUGUGAAUUCAACCAUGGCUUAUGCUGCUAACUUGACCAACUUUUUGGUCACCAAGCACACAAGUGCACUAACACUACAGGUAUUAGGGAAUGCUAAAGGUGCUGUAGCGGUUGUUAUCUCAAUACUCAUUUUCCGUAAUCCGGUUACCCCUUUAGGUAUAGCUGGCUACUCCUUAACUGUUAUGGGUGUGAUUGCUUAUGGAGAAGCCAAAAGGAGAUACAAAUGAAAAUGAUGUUUGCAACUUAGUCAGUAGCUUAUGAGAAAAUUUGAUCUAGCUCCAUUUAUUAUUGGGAAGAGUUAGAUACCAAUUAUAGUGUCCCCAUUCUUAUAUAUAAUUGCGUUAGAUGCCAAUCGUGGUCUUCAUUUUGUGGGGGAGUGAAUACUAAAUAGUGAAGUUGAUAUGUGUUGUAUAAUUGUUACCGUUCAGAGAUAUUAUGCUUAGGAUUUUGCAUGACUUAGAUGAUACGAAAUUCAAAAUUCCAAAUUGUACAUACGGGUGCAUCAAAAUUGUUGUGUUAUGGAAGCUUUGAGCUAUU
Messenger RNA from Lactuca saligna, 1270 nucleotides. NCBI's taxonomy places the organism in Eukaryota, Viridiplantae, Streptophyta, Magnoliopsida, Asterales, Asteraceae. The record is from the annotation of a GenBank genome assembly.